Guillardia theta CCMP2712 is the source of this 354-nucleotide messenger RNA. RefSeq lists its product as hypothetical. The transcript has 4 exons. The record is from RefSeq and is a predicted model, not a curated record. Bases 1 to 354 code for a protein of 117 amino acids. NCBI's taxonomy places the organism in Eukaryota, Cryptophyceae, Pyrenomonadales, Geminigeraceae.
AUGCUCGCAAUUCGUCAGCUUCAGCUUUCUAUCCUGAAACAAUCACCGGAAACGGUUGAGAAAAUAAGAAAGAUGUUGGAUAGUUCUGAGUUUGGGAGCUUUGACUUGGACGAUAAGAUGGUUGCAAAGCCAUCGUCCAACGGGGGUGUGAGUUCUCAAACGUCACUUAAUCUUGUAGCGGCGAAGGCUCGUCCCCUUCAAGGAGGAGUACAUUCAAUCGACCUGGCGCUGAUCGAUAAGAAGGUCCCGCUGACCUCGGCACCGGCUGCGAUGCAGAGGCCGCGGGCCAAUUUGCUGGUGGACACGAUGGGUGACAAGCUAGUGGAAACAGCUACAGCACCAUCAUCGAGAUGA